AUGUCACACAGCAAGCGCAAUACCUCGCGUGCGGUAUUUACAUCCCACGAGCGGAAUCUUGCAAAGUCGGCAUGGAACUCCACAAGUGCUCGUCUUUCAAGGGACUCUUUCUUGCCGUUCGCCUCCUGCCGUCUCUGCCUUCUUCCUGCUCGGGAACCUGUCUCCUGUACUCAUGGAGAUAUCUUCUGUAGAGAAUGUGCAUUGAGUAACAUUUUGGCUCAGAAGAAAGAGAUCAAGCGGGUUGAGAAGACAAAAGAGAACGAAGACAGAGAGGCUGAUGAAGAGAGGAAUCGCGAAGAGGAAGAAGCAAAGCAGAGAUCCGUUCAAGAGUUUGAGAAGAUUCAAAUGGGCUUAGAAGCAAAGCUAGGAGGUACAUCCUCUGGCAAGAUCGUUGGCAGGGAAGCUGGAAAGAUAGUUGUGGAAGACGACGUUGUGGACGGAAAGAGGGGAGAAAAGAGAAAAUUCGUGCUCGAUGAAGACGAACUGCUUCGCAUUGCUCGAGAGGAGAGGACGAAAGCAAGGAAAGCCAUCGACCACGAAAAGGCUUCAAAGACAACUUUGCCUUCUUUCUGGGUCCCCUCCAUCACACCAUCGUCAAAUACUAACAACAUUUUGCAUACGAUUGUAAAGAAGUCUAAGCAAUCUCCUGUUUGCCCUGCAUCCCAAGAUAAUAAGCCUCAUCACUACUCUCUUCACACUCUGGUCACAUUGGCGUUCACCGAAGAGAAGGAUGCUUCUACAGGAACCAUCCAGCGCAUUUGCCCGUCGUGUAAGAAGGUUUUAAGCAAUAAUUCCAAGGCCAUGCUCGCUAAGCCUUGCGGACAUGUUCUUUGCAAGAGCUGUGUUGGCAAGUUUAUGACGCCAACGGGUGUUCAUGAUCCUCAUGCGCCGCAGGUUGACCAGAACGUCGUUCAAUGUUAUGUAUGCGAAGCUGAUCUAACCGAAAAGGGAGGUGCUGCAUUGGGCAAAAGCAAGUCGAAGGAUCAGAUCAAGCCGGGCUUGGUGGAGAUUAAAAGUGAAGGAACUGGUUUCUCUGGUGCUGGUGGAAAUACAGUUGAAAAGUCAGGGGUGGCAUUUCAGUGUUGA
Molecule: messenger RNA, 1086 nt
Organism: Lachnellula hyalina
Lineage: Eukaryota; Fungi; Ascomycota; Leotiomycetes; Helotiales; Lachnaceae
Gene: CSU1
Product: E3 ubiquitin-protein ligase
Exons: 3
Coding region: 1-1086 (361 amino acids)
Cellular component (GO): nucleus
Molecular function (GO): ubiquitin protein ligase activity
Source: RefSeq, a predicted model, not a curated record